UGAGAGGUGGCCGCGCAGUGUACUGUAACCUUGAUCAUGAUCUUUACCCGUGUCUGGCAGUGAUUAGCAACAAACAACUGAUGAACCUACACCCCUUCAGUAUACAUACUGCUUCUGCACAAGUCUGGUCUAACUGACGGCGAGAUACCUGUUUCACUAGUGUACUUGCUCGGGUCUGGAUAUUCUACACCCAAAGGACAAAGAAGCUGUGACACCUCCACUACGAUGGCGGAAACAAUAAUGGGCCAAAACGUAAGCCCAGGACCUAUGUCACCGUAACGAACGCUAUCACCUCGGGGAGCUAGAAUAACGCCACUCGCAAACAAAACCCCGAUGAAAAGGACUUCAUGCCCAUACCGGAGAUCCAAGUAGGGGAGCCAAUAUUCCCUCUCCUUCCAUCACAUGCUACGUCUGGCCCAACGACUCUACAUAUUAAUCGUGGUUGAAACUCUUCAGCCUCUUGCCCAGAAUAUUGAGAACGUAUGUCUCCGUUGUGUGUCAGAGCACGAAAACAGCGACAGUUGUUAGUAUAUCAGAGCGGAGUUCGUUAAACUUGUCGAAGAAUUUGAACAAAGUGCGCCGCCUACUUUGCCAUCUGUGUAGCGAUUGUCGUGGGUCAACCAUGAGACGUCCCAUGCCAGUUGGAGAGCGCGGAAGUAGACUUGGCCGUGGUGGAAAAACCCUGAUGCGAAAAUUCAACCCAAGAGGCCGACUGCUUGUUCGCUCCAAUUCCAUGGGUGCCCUUUCUUGUGGACGGGAAGCAAGUGUUGCUACCACUGUUGGACUGUGUCUAGCUUGCCGUCUGCCUGUGACCGACCCCUGUCUUCCAGUUGUUGACACAGCGACUUCUCGGAAACUAGUUGAAUUUUCGAAUCUCCCACAAACUGAUGCAUCGAGUCUCCGUUCCCCACUAAUAGACUUACCUACAAAGAUGGUGAAGAUUUGCGGCGCCGAUCGGUGGGAGUUUGAUGUGUUCACCUUCAAAAGACAGUCCUCGAGUGGACUUGUGUGCUCACUUGGAUUGCAUUUUUGCGAGAGACACAAUCUCUUCAAAACUCUCCGGCUGGAUCGGUUGACCCUGAUACGAACAUUGGCUGCCAUUGAAUCCGUUUACUGGCAACACAACCCCUAUCAUACAGCUUUACAUGCGUCAGACGUCACCCAAGCUCUCCACUGCUUCAUUUCGCAGCCAAAGCUUCUUCGUUUGCUGUCCCCGGCCGAGCUUUUUGGGAGCAUUAUGGCAGCCUUUUGUCAUGAUGCCGAUCAUCCAGGAACCAACCAGAGUUUCCUCGAGCAGACUGAAAAUUUUCUGGUCCAAUUGUACAACUCCACCUCCGUGUUGGAGCAGCACCAUGCGCGAGUCGGCUUGACGAUUCUCCAUCAAACUGGUCUAGCGAAGAACCUCACUCAGGCUGAUUGGAUCACUGUUCGGGAAUGCAUUUUGAAAAUGGUCCAUGCCACUGAUGUGGCACAACAAGCGUUCUACAAGGACAAGUUCUCGCGAUUUCUUGAAGCGAAGAGAGCUCAACCCCUUCCCUCAUUUUCCGCCGAGGACCGCAUUCUUUUGCUUCAGGUGUCUCUGAAAUGUGCUGACGUUAGCAACCCCUGUCGUCCUUGGCAAUCCUGUCGGCAGUGGGCUCAUAAAAUAUGCGAGGAGUUUUUCAGUCAAGGUGAUCAGGAGCGUCACCGACUAUCGCUCACUCCUGUCAAAGGCUGCGACAGGUAUUCAUCCUCAGUACCUGCAAUUCAAAUCGGCUUCAUUGAGCAUUUUGUCAGACCGUUGUUUGUCAACUGGAACGAGUUUUUCCAAACUGAGCUGACCCAGAAGCUUAUGCGCAAUUUGGAACAGAACCUUUCCAUGUGGCAGAAGCAGUUACUUUUAAUCAACAAGCCAAAAACAACGCAUUCAUCAUCUUGUUCAGUGGUCGCACCACUCAGACCCUCACUUGACCCCCAAGUGGAGAAAAAACAACGAAAAGUUCUCAAGGAGAAAGGUUCACCCAAAAAGAAAACCACGGAGUCGAAGUCCCAAAGUCACAACGUAACCUUCCAUCUGGGCAAUUUGCUGAAGUCAUUCCAGUCCACUUCGGGAAGAGACAUUGCACCUGGUAGCGGUUGUCAGACUUUUUUCAUCACCACCCGUGGAAUGCGCCGGCGCUCUUUACCAGAAACCCAGGGUGCCAUCAAGAAGACUUUCAACUUUGCACGCUCAAAAAUCUCCGGUCCAUUAUCUGUCAGUACUGCAAAAUCAUCUAGCUUCACUUACCCUGUCACAGCCACAUCUUCACCACCCACAGUGCACUAUGUGUACGUGAACAAACCUGAUGUACGAUCGUUACGGACCACUUCUGUCAACAUUCUUCAGACACUGUGUGAGGAGAUUAUGAGUCACGAGCCACUUUCCAAAAAGUCUCGUGGUUUUGAACUGGAUCCCUUCCCUCUACCGGACGCUUGGAAUGUUGCUGGCAACGGAGUUAACCGCUCCUCUAAUUUACCCUCCUAUAUGACAGGUUUAUCCAUCGAUCUCUCCGUUACAGAUUUCGUUGCUUUGGCUCAUCGUCGCAGUAGCGUCCCAUUAGUCGAAAAGUGAUAUUUGCACCCUUAUGCAAACUUUUCCUAUGUCCACAUUAGUGUCAUCAGUUCAUGGUCGUUCGACCUUGUGUGGUUUGUACUCGGAACUUAACCCAGACCCCAUGGUAAUGGGCGCUAAUGACGAUCUCACUUUUAUCGUUAGCGCGCAUGUUGUUCUCCUUCAUAUUUACUCAGCGUCCGUGAAUUUCUUAGACUGUGUCAACUUUUGCCUCUUUGUUUACUCCCCUGGCAAUCCUGUAGCUAUUUUAAUUCUGUUUAUGACAGGGGACAGUCCGAAGCCGAGAAUUAGGUUGCUCAAUUUUUUACGCAACACCGUUUUUAUAGUUUUUUUCCUCUCCUAGUUUUGUUCUGGACUCACACAAACGGCUACUUCACAACUAGCCCCCUUCUUACUUUCCCUCUUUUCGUGUUCUGUGUGUUGACGCGAACGUUUUCCAAUUGUCCACACCAACUUCAAUCGCUAUCCUAAUGUUGUAUUCUUCACGGAGCCAGUUGUGAAUUUUAACCAACUCGCUUUCUGCCUUCCUGCUAACAAUCUCUCUUAUGACUUCCAUUGGUUGGUUGUUUUUUUACCAAUUCCUUAGUGUGACUUUCAUUACUUCCCCUCCCAUCUCAUUUGGUCCUUCCUUCUUUCCUAUGCAAGUAAAUUUGUCUUGAGAAGUUAGCAAUUAUUGGCAAAUCCUUGCAUUUUCGAUUCUUUAUGGCCUCUAAAAAUCGUGACUAUGAGUUGUCGCAUCUUAAAAGUAUCGCGCUAACAAUCCACAUUUUUGCUACUACGGCUGAAAAUUCACUCGUCAUGGGUGCAUAAAAGCACAUUCUUGACUUGACAUGAGUGCCUCUGUUUGCACCUAUCUUGUUGACUUCCUGGAAGUUGUUUCAGCUCACGGAGAUUAAUGGGAAUAGAACUUUUGUUGCCAUUCCUAGUGCCUGUGCCUAUAUUUGUGGCAUUACCACUAAUCGCGGUACCGAGCACUGGAUAUUCGAAAGUUCGGUGUGUUUGUUGCAA
Molecule: messenger RNA, 3598 nt
Organism: Dicrocoelium dendriticum
Lineage: Eukaryota; Metazoa; Platyhelminthes; Trematoda; Plagiorchiida; Dicrocoeliidae
Source: the annotation of a GenBank genome assembly